Synchiropus splendidus (mandarinfish) is the source of this 8930-nucleotide messenger RNA. It is a transcript of the gene fam120c, whose product is annotated as family with sequence similarity 120C. The coding region runs from base 827 to 3922 and encodes 1031 amino acids. NCBI's taxonomy places the organism in Eukaryota, Metazoa, Chordata, Actinopteri, Syngnathiformes, Callionymidae. The transcript is spliced from 17 exons. Gene Ontology annotation, cellular component: nucleus. The record is from RefSeq and is a predicted model, not a curated record.
CGCGAGGAAGUCGCAAGAUGGCCGACGUCGCUUGGAAGUAACAUUACCCUCCGCAACAUGAAGCCGUGAGUGCAGAAGACAGCGAGGGAGGCACCAACGGGCUUUCCUUUUUCUUUUCUUUUAGUUACUUUCAUUUUAGUUCGUCAAACAUCCAUCUUUGGACGUGUUUUCCGAAGUUGACGCGUCCCAUUAAUCUGGAGAGCCUGGUUGCUAGCAGGAGCGAGACUCGCUGUCACGCAUAGUUUGUUUAUGGCCAGUGUUCCUUCGCACGAAGAGGAACAUUUCGAGCGGAAUCUCCGAGUCCGUGUCAAAUGUGUGCGCUGCCAGGUACAUUUUCUGCGCGUUGUCCGCCAUUAAGUCAUUGCGUUGCUAACUAAUGCGCAGCGCUGCAUAGAGUUCAUGUGCACUCACCGAGAUCCCAAUAACAGUCGAUAAUAUUCUACCCAACCCGUGACUAACCACCCGACAUUAAAGGAAAGGGGGCCAGAUGAAGGUGGCGGAGUAUGUGGUGAACUUUCUCGCCCGGUAGGUAGCGACGCUGGCCUUGUUGGAGUCUGACCAACACCCGCAGAGAUGGACACUUAAACUGGAACACUUAACGCGGAAUUUGGCUUCUCACACUCUCCCCAAACGCGACAGACCAACUUUGCGUCGCUAUUGUUCGGGCGACGAGCGGGACCCCUCCGACAGUUACUGAGCACUUGAGAGAGACAGCUAGCUCGCCUUCGCUAGCUCCAGUCUCAGCCCACAUCACAUCGCAAUCACGGCGUACCGGACGUAUUCCGAGCCCGCUCCCGGCCAGACACAUCGGCUCAACAACACCAUCAUGGGGGUGCAGGGCUUCCAGGAGUAUCUAGAAAAGCGGUGUCCCGGGGCGGCCGUCCCCGUGGAUCUCCUCAAGCUCGCCCGUACCACGGCCCGCCAGCCCUCUCAUCACCACCAUCAUCCACACCACCAUCCACAUCAUCCCGGGCCCAUGCCUCCCCCGCCUGCCAGGAUUCUGAUCGACGCUGACUCUGGCCUCCAGCGCCUGUACGGCGGCUACCAAACGGAUUGGGUGUGCGGCGGCGAGUGGACCGCAAUGCUGGGCUACUUAGCCGCCCUGUCUCAGGCCUGUCUCUACCAGGGUGGCCUGGAGCUUGUCGUGGUUUUCAACGGCACUCUCGGGAAGGAGCGAUGGCCCGAGUGGGCGCGGCGAGCGCAGGGCCAGCGGCAGACAGCACAGCUGAUAGUCAACCACGUCGGCAGCAAGGCCACCCCGCCUCCCCGGGCAUGGUUCUUGCCCCCUGCUUGCCUUAGCCACUGUGUCCGCCUGGCUAUGUUCCGUUUCCGAGUGAGGGUUGUACAGACUUUGGAGGACCAUCACCAAGAAGUACUGUCCCUCUAUCGGGAUUAUGGAUUUGCCGGCCUGAUUGCCCAAGAUUCUGAGUUUGCCCUCUGUAACGUACCUGCCUACUUUUCCUCACAUGCACUAAAACUGAGCUGGAAUGGCAAGAAUCUAACAACACACCAAUACUUGCUGUCUGAGGCCGCAAGGCAGCUCGGGCUCAAGAUACAGCAUCUGCCCUGCUUUGCUGCUCUUUUGGGAAAUCAUAUUCUACCUGAUGAAGACCUGGCUGCCUUCCACUGGAGCCUGCUGGGACCAGAACACCCUCUUGCUUCUCUCAAGGUGCGAGCCCACCAGUUGGUGUUGCCACCAUGUGAGGUGGUUAUUAAAGCUGUGUCGGACUAUGUCUCCUCCAUCAAAGACCUGGGAAAUCUCGACGCCAUUGCCAGGGAUGUCUUCAAACAAUCCCAGUCACGCAUUGAGGAUAAGGUCGCCCGUUUCAAGAAAGCUGUGGAAUAUUUCUCCACUUCCUCCAAGCCACGUUCUCCGAACAUGGGGCCUUCAAACGUCAUUUUACCUGGGUUUGGACCCGUGCCAUUUGCUGGACCACCUGGCCAUAUGGGACCUAUGCUGCCUGGCAGGAAUCAGGCCCCCCCGCCCCCCGGACCGGGGUUUAAGCCACCCUAUUCAAAUACUCCAUAUGGACCCGGGCCUGCCCAUUUGUUCCAGAACCCACCUCCACACGACUGUAACGAUUCACUGACGGACAAAAUUGGUUUCUCUGACUGGUCAGCUCCCUAUGAUUCCUCUCAGGGAGGAAGUCGGGUACCAAAUCACCACACAGAAACUCAGUCUGGACCAUCUCCUUCUCCGUCCUCGUCAUCAGACGGAGAUGAGCCCAACGACAACAAUGCAAACCAUUUGACAGACAAAUCUUCUCAUUGGGAGGACCCUGCUGGUCAAGGGGGCCCUGCCACUGGGGAGGAGUCCCACGGCAACGGGAGUGGCUCAAACAUUCCGUCAUUGUUGUCUAUGGCGACUCGAAGUCACAUGGACAUCACCACACCCCCCCUUCCUCAGGUUAGUGCUGAGGUUCUACGAGUUGCUGAACACAGACACAGAAGAGGACUGAUGUACCCACAGAUAUACCACAUUUUGACAAAGGGUGAAAUGAAAAUGCCAGUGUGUAUUGAGGACGAGUCCUCAGACCUGCCCCCUGCCUCUCUGCUGUUCCGCGGUGCCAGACAAUAUGCUUACGGUGUCCUCUUCAGUCUGGCUGAAACUCAUCGGCGUAUGGAGAGGCUGUCACUUCGGAAAAGGGCUCCUUUAGAAGUUCCCCCUGUUAUAGUCAAAGAGUGGAGCAGUAGCAAAGCAAAGUCAGCGCUGACUCCUGAGCUCGUACCAGCCAUGUGUUUCCGAGAGUGGACCUGUCCAAACCUGCGACGCCUAUGGUUGGGCCGCGCCAGCGAGGACCGCUCCAGGAGAACCAGAGCUUUCCUGGCCUGCCUUCGAUCAGACUGUCCGGCCCUACUCAACCCUGCACAUGUCCCACAACACCUGCUGCUCAUGUGCUGUGUACUCAGGUAUAUGAUGCAGUGGCCUGGAGCACGAAUUCUACAGAGGCAUGAGCUCGAUGCCUUUCUUGCACAGGCCGUUUCCGGUCAGCUCUAUGAACCAGACCAACUACAGGAGCUGAAGGUGGAGAAGGUCGACGCUCGUGGCGUUCAGCUUGCUGCCCUGUUCAUGGCUGGCGUUGACACAGCUCUGUUCAUCAACGACGUGUGUGGCCAGCCCUUGCCAUGGGAGCACUGCUGCCCUUGGGGAUUCUUCGAUGGAAAACUGUUCCAGAGCAAAUUGUCCCGCGCUGCUCGUGAUCGUGCGGCUCUGCUGGACAUGUGCGAGGGGCAGGAGGAGCUGGUUUCAAAAGUGGAAAAGAUGCGUCUCGCCAUCCUGGAGGGAAUCAAUCUUUCACGCCCACCGCCUCUUCCCCCGCCUCUUCCUCCUCCUGCUUUCCUGCCGCCCACCAUGGUGCCCCCAUUUUACCCGAUGCCUCCUCUCUACCCACCUCGUCCAAUGGGCGCCAUGCCGCCUCAUCAUCACCCCCACCACCCCGCUCCGCACAGACCCAGAGCUUUCCCAGGUAUCCAGUCCAUUCCUCCACAAGGAGGAAAACUGGAGAUUGCUGGAAUGGUUGUUGGUCAAUGGGCUGGAAACAAACCAGUUCGUGGGAGGGGCGGCUUUAACAUGCAGGUGGUUUCAGUGGGAGCAGGAAAGGGAAGGGGGAAAGAGAUUCCUACCAAGCUUCGAGGAGGAAAGAAAGCGGUGGCUGGCAGACCACAGAUGUCACCUCCACCAACCAGUAGUCCCCCGAAGUCCUCAGAUGAAGCGGAACCCCCGCCCGAGGUAGCGAUUCAGCAGCUGAAUGGCGGCUCGGCUGCGUCUGCCAUCGGCCAGCCCCUGGAGCUGGCCCCUCUGGUCCAGCCAAUCCCUUGUGCCUUAGCCAGCAGAGACAACCAAUCUGAAGGGGUAGAAGUGGAGCCCCCUUGUUGCCUUGAUGACUGCCCAUCAGAUGGAGCGUUACAGACGGAAGAGUAAUGGUGUCCUUGCCAGGAUGCAGUGCUGUGAGAAUCAUCUGUGUUCGACUGCCUUUCCCUGUUUUUUGGCCCUAUUUGCUGACUGUGCACAUUACCACAGAGAGCAGAGACCGGUGGCUGGUAUGAUUACAAUUCCUCUGUUGCUCUUUGUGGUAAACUUCAGUAGUCAGUAGCCAGGGCAGUGAAAUCCCUUUUAGUUUUCUUAUGUGGUUUUACAUUGUUUUAUAAGAGGUUUUAUCUAUGAGUCUUAAAAUGCCCCAACCCUCCAGAGCCCUAUUGCCCCACUAUAAAUUAAUAUAAAUUAGCUUAAAGCUUCACCUACAAAACACCUUCCCCCCAUGAUGGCCCUCAUGUUUUGCAUAAUGGUAUGGUUUGGAUUUUCCUUUUUUAAAUUUUUUCCCCAUUGCUUUAAUCUCUGCACAAAAAUGUUGUAAUAGUUGUGACUGAAUUGAUGCGGUUUCCAUGGUUGCAGCAUCUAGACACCUGCCACUCUCUGUGGCAAUUUUCUGUUGGUCCAGUUUGUUGUCGUAGUGAUCUCCUGUAAGGUCUGAUGUGCAGGAGUGCACAUUGUAUUUUGACUUAGACGUGUGAGAAUAUAGACCAUAACAGAGAUGUGCACAACCCACGCCAUGCCCCAUUGUACCGUGUCGGCCAUUCAUAUUGCUUCACAUGACGUGUUUGCAUUUUCCGUGUCCCCUUAUUGAGUUGAUGGCCAUCUACCACUGGAGCAGUUGUGCACCAUGUUGGUAUUGUCUUGCUAUCUUUGUUUGACGCUCGUAGCAUGGUGAACAGUUAAGCCGUGCUAAGAACUCACCAAAAGUUACGCACCUUAAGCCCUUAACGUAUGCAGGUUUUACCUUUGUCUCCUAAAAAGUGCAUAUUAUACGCCCCUUCCCUGAUCCCCUUUUCCUAAAGCUUUGAUUGUACUCUUCCAACAGAAGCACUUAAUGUUGUAUUUAACUAUAUUGAACCUGAAUUAGCCCCUGGACAGUGGAAUCAAGUCUGUUAGGUGGCGUUUGACGCGCACCUAAAAUCAUUGUGGCAUGUUGAGCCACGUGUAAAGCCAGAGACCUAUUUGUUAGACGUCAGAAUGUGAACAGAGUGGUUUCACAUGAAGAGGCACUUUGUGAGAAAAAAAAAUGUAAAACCACACUGGAAUUCCUCUGCCAGGUGAUUCAAGAUAUGAAAAAGUUGGAGGCACCUUUUGAGGUCAAGGCCAAAAACUCAAAGAGAAUUGCUUCUCAGCAAUGGAUGGAAACGAAUGUGGAUGGUAGCUACUGCCUGCCGGCGCAGAAGAACACCACACAUUCACAAAGAAACUAUAAGCUAAAUGGACUCCUGACUUGUCCAUCAAGGCACUUGCUGAGGUGUCUGUACAAGUGUGGUGCCAGUCCCUCCACCAUUUAGUGAUGAUGAUAGCACAGUCGUCAAAAGCCUGGUGUUUGUGAGGCAGAGCUGUGGUACAUCUCUUUAGAUCUACUCAGGGGCUUUUCACACCGCGGAUUCCGCCCGAGUCCGUCGGACCGCCUCAAGUUCGCGGCCAAAACCCGGUUCGGACUUUUCAACCAAAGGCGCUUUGUCUGGAGACGGAGUGCGCGGUGUGAAAAGCCGCCGAGAAAUGAAAACUGUUGUUGUCACCCCUUGCUGACAGUAGAAGGCCAACUGUAAACGGCUUCUUGUGCAGCACUGGCCAUUGCCAUUGAAAUGUCUCUGAUCACAGAGAUUGCGGAUGCUACUUGGAGAGGCAAAUCGGCUAGAAACACUGGAUUUUCUAGAUAUUUUCAUGACGUACUCUAACAAUCUAAAUUGAAAUCCUCCAGGGGCGACGACAGACCCCUGGCUCUUUGUGAAGCAUCCAUGCAGUCAUGUUAGACAUCUCCUCUGUUAUCAACACUUGCCAUGACAGUCAAAGACCGAUUGUUGACCCCGGUGUGAGUGUUUGUCUGCACUCGUCACGCCGCACCAACACCUGAUUCCACCUGAAGUUUUUCUCAAUGGGGACGAAACAUAUAUCGCCAAGCGUGAUAGGUGUUUAUAGGUUACAGUUCCAGGCUUUUAACAAGACUGCAAUACAAUAGAGUCCAAGACGACGCUUAGAAUAUAGCUCCACUGACCACGAUGUUGAGUCCAGAACUACUGAGGGUCACGUACUUAUCUGUUUUCAGCUUUGACAUUAGUAUACAUGUGUAUUGCGGCAGUACUUUGUUAGACGAUGGCUUCUUUGCGGCAAGAAAGAGAGGCCCUGUUCCAUGAUAGCCUCUCGACUUGUUUGCCGUUUAUGGAAACACACACACACACACUCACAAACACACAUUUCCUCAUCAGAACAUUUGUUCGCAGCAACAUUCUCUGCUUUAGUGCUGAAGUGAUUUUGUGCAGUUCCCAGUGGAGUGGUUGUCAGUUCAUCCAAGACCGUUGGUAACACAUUCUCCUGACUGUAGUACCCCAAGUCCCGGCUUCGGUCAACUUCUCGAAGACAGUCACACACUCAGACAUGCACACUGACGUAUGUAGAUGUUCGACCCUGAAUUCUCGGUUAGCUAGUGUGGUCACACGUCACGGCGAAACCGCCCUAUUCUGCUCCGUGUUUGUUUUAGUUUUGAUAGAAGAUUGAUCGGUGUUUUUUAGCUUGUCAUUCCAACACCUCUCCCCCUGAUCUUCCUCUGCAGUCUGUCACUUUUCUCCAAUAUCUGUUUCUUAUUGUAGAGAAUAUGCGUCUCGCAGCGAAUGAGAGACGCACACACUUGUAUCCGCAGGCACAGUUUCCACUCUUCCACCUCCCCCCCAGCUUCUCCUGAGCUCUAGAGUAGUUUCUACUGACUGUAUUUUUCUCUUUGGGCUGCCCCCACCCUUUAAUCAACCUAACUAACAGUAAUGGUCAUAUUAACGUAAAUCCUCAGUUUCUGUGUGUAUAUAGCCAGAGACUGGAGAAAAAAAAAGUCAAUUUUAAUCAAUUGUGCAAAUGUGUUUUUCUUUCUACUUUUCAAUGUUGAAACAUCUUCUAAUCUAAUCAUUCUACCAUUGCUUCAGUUAGAGAUGGAAUAUGCUUAGCCAACAUAGAGAUUUGAACCUUUACCGCAAUUUUCCUAACCUAUAUUUUAAAUGGCAUUGUUAGAGCGCUUCAUUGUUCAUGUAAGUACUGAAUUAUUGCCCGUAACCAAUUGAACAUCCUCUUCUGCACUAUGUUGGAUCAUUGUUUCCCGGGCGACAAUACAAGAUGAGCUCGGCGCUCUGGCACAACUCUGUCAAUGAUCAUUUGGGAGCGCUGACCAACCCAAGUUUGCCCGAUACCCCCGGCCCCCUCCCACCUCGAUGUGAGCUCUCUCACAAAUAAGUCGCACUUGGGUCUCUGUGGAGAUGAAGGUGAUGGGGUGAAGGGAAGAGCGAUGUGAUGAGUACACCGUAGUCGUAGUACUGUGUCGGACCAUGUGCCUGUGAGGGACGGCGUCGGUGCAAAGCCUUUUAAGGACGUUUCCUCUCGUUUGUAAAUUUGUUUGUGACAAAACGAAGCCACAGCUACGUCACAUCCUUGUACCAGAUCGACACAAGCACAGUUAGAAGUUAUCUGUUCUUUUUUUCUUUUCGCUCGCUGCGUUUUCUUACCAGACCUGUAGGUGUUGAGAAACGUGUGAAGGUCAUUGACACACGCUUGAGGUGACGUGUCCUUCGAGGCUUCUUUAAUUCUGACCUGCCUGUAAAAAAACAUCAGUCUCCGUUGAAUGUUUUUAAGAACCAAAGUAUAGUUGCCCUCAACACGUGAUGGCCUGGGUUUUGCAGCAAACCAAAUUUAAGAAAUUCCCUUCAAGAACAGAGCAAUUGAUCUUUCACUUUUGUUGUUUAAUUGAAUGUUGGUCACACAAUACAUCUGCGCCACAUUGAUCCGUGUGUUAAACCGAGUAUAUACUUAAGGAUUUCUGCUUGAAAACAAUCUGGUCACUGUCAUGCUUGGCCCCAACUAAGGAAACCAAUGUUGAAAUUUGAAAUGACGCUUGUAAUUUUGAUCCCCUGUCGCUGUUUUACUGACAGUGUCCGGUAAAUUGUGCAAUAUCUUUUCGGCUUCAUGGGAAUACGUUGUGAACGUCCCAAGAAAGAACGGUGCUUGCCGUGCUCUUGUCUAUUCUAGAGAGGUAGGGAUGGGCGAUGUGGUCCUCAAUUCAUGUCCCCUAUGUAUUUUCUCAUUUGAAAGUAUAUGUUGACAAAGCAUUGUAUCACGGCCCUUUUUAAUUUUGAAUCCAAAAUGUUACCACUUGACAAGUCAAUUUAGUUUGUUUUGAGCGACGGGCUUGUGUUGACACACAAGGAACGGAACCAACAAGCAGAUAUGGAGCUGGAAGCUUGUGUGGCUUUAUGUAAAACACAAGGCGGUGGUGAUUCUUCACGAAAAAUGUCCCUGUGAUGCGCUCUUGUCUCAGCUUCACAGCCCCGUCUGUCAGUCUGAUACUCCAUGUUAUAUCGCCCAGCCCUACAGAAGCGUUGUCCCCAGAUCUUCACAAGGAUAUUGGUUUUGCUAUCAAAAGGGUCCCUGUCCUGUCUUCCUCUCUCUACACUGCCGCCCCUCACAACAAACUCCUUCACCUUGCUUCUCGAGGCUGAGGUGCGUCGAGCAAACAUGCAUUCAGCCACUCGUAUCAGUGCAUGUAACAAAGUAACCACCCAAAAAAUGACGUGCAGCAAUAAAAAAGAAAAAAAUUAGUAAAAAAAAUCUAUCGAUAUAUAUAUCCAUAAUGCUAUUGUUAUAGAUCUAUUACCGUCAUUAUCGCUGUUAUAAUUAUGGUUGGUAUAAUUUGUCAUCAUUGUUAGCAUUAUGGAAGCACCAGACAGUUUGUUGAACGAAGAGGAAAAAAAGAAAGCUUUUUUUUUUUUUUAAUUAUUUGUCUGGCUGUUGGUCUGAUCUCACAGAGCAAGGGGAGGAAUGGUUCAGAAAGAGAAAAAGAUGGCAGUCGCAUUUGUACUGGUUGGGAAAUACAGUGCUGAAAUAAAAUUUAUUCUUUUAGUAAAAAAAAAAAAAA